Micromonas pusilla CCMP1545 is the source of this 1051-nucleotide messenger RNA. RefSeq lists its product as uncharacterized. Lineage: Eukaryota; Viridiplantae; Chlorophyta; Mamiellophyceae; Mamiellales; Mamiellaceae. The record is from RefSeq and is a predicted model, not a curated record. Bases 34 to 849 code for a protein of 271 amino acids. The transcript is spliced from 4 exons.
GCGUCGGAGCGCAUCAACACCCGCUUCGUCGUGAUGUCCGCCGUUGCCUCACUCGCGUCCGUCGCGACGCGCCUUUCGCGCGGAUCCGCGCCGGCGAAGACGAGACGCGCUUUCGCGGCCCGCCAGCUCCGCGCGACGGCGACGGAGGAGGGCGCGAAGAAGGAGGAGAACUUCUUCAAAGAAGGUCUCCCCGCGGUCAUCAUCAACAACACCGAGGACCCCCUCGCGACCGUCGUCACCGUCGCGUUCGGAGACGUCCUCGGACAGCUCCUCGACACCGCCGCGUCGCUCAAAUCGCUCGGCCUCAACAUCGUCCGCGCCGAGGUGAGCGACACGACGGAGAGCGGCGUGAACAAGUUUUACAUCACGGACGCGCGGACGAGCGAGAAGAUCACGAAGAGCAAGACCCUGGAGCUCAUCCGCAUGACGAUCAUCAACAACAUGCUGCAGUAUCACCCGGAGGCGGCGGAUUACCUCGUCGAGGGGCAGCACAUCGAGAUGCCGGGCGACCGCGACGCGGACGCGAACCCGCUCGGCGCGCGCGUCGCGCCCGCGGUGAAGACGUCCGUCGUCGUCGAUAACACGUCGGGGGCGCGGCAGAGCAAGCUGAUCAUCACGACGACCGACCGACCGGGGCUCCUCGUCGACAUCGUCGCGACGUUGAAGGAUCUAUCUCUCAACGUCAUCUCGGCGGAGAUCGACACGAUCGGUCCCAAGGCGUACGACAUCGUCUACGUGACGUACCAGGGCGGCGCGCUGAACAAGAGCAUGAUCGAGCUCGUGACGAACGCGCUGACGUACCACCUCACCCGGCGCGAUAUCGAGAACAAGAACUCGGAGUCGUACUGACGAGACGGGGUAAGAGGUUGGAGGAGGAGGAGGAGGAGGCUGAGGAGGGGAUGACUUUUUUUGGUUUGGAUGAUUUUAGAUUUGCGGCGGCGGCGGCGGCGGCGGGGGCGGGGCGAGGGAUCGAUAGAGCGGGAGAGCGGGCGCGGGCGCGUCGAGCGCGCUCCCGCGGUGGGACGGGGACGAUGGCGGUCGAGGGGAAGCG